This is a messenger RNA of Callorhinchus milii (elephant shark), 2166 nucleotides long. It is a transcript of the gene rnmt, whose product is annotated as RNA (guanine-7-) methyltransferase. The record is from RefSeq and is a predicted model, not a curated record. The transcript has 10 exons. Gene Ontology annotation, cellular component: nucleus. The coding region runs from base 47 to 1270 and encodes 407 amino acids. Lineage: Eukaryota; Metazoa; Chordata; Chondrichthyes; Chimaeriformes; Callorhinchidae. Gene Ontology annotation, molecular function: mRNA 5'-cap (guanine-N7-)-methyltransferase activity. Gene Ontology annotation, biological process: 7-methylguanosine mRNA capping.
AAGACACACAGAGGGAGAGAGAGAGAGAGAGAGGGGGGGAGAGGCCAUGGAGCCCGCGCACACCGCCGGCAGCUCGGCCCCGGCCCAGCCCGAGCCCGAGGCUGAGCCGCACACCGCGGGGGACAAGGCCCCGGAGAGCAGCGCCGCCGCCGCCGCCUCAACCUCGAGCCCCGACACCGCCUCCGCCACAGCCUCAGCCACAGCCACAGCCUCAGCCAAGCGGGGACACCAGGGGGGGGAGAGGGACAGGAAACACCAGAAAACCAGUGAAGGGCACUGCAGCAAGGUGGCUGCACAUUAUAACGAGCUGCAAGAGUGCGGUCUGGCCGCCCGCAGCCAAAGCCGCAUCUUCUUCUUACGCAACUUCAACAACUGGAUCAAGAGUGUCCUUAUUGGGGAGUGCCUUGAAAAGAUGAGGAAGAACAGACGUGACAUCGGGGUUUUAGACCUGGGCUGUGGGAAAGGUGGUGAUCUGCUGAAGUGGAAAAAAGGAGGAAUCAGCAAAUUGGUUUGCGUUGAUAUUGCUAAGGUCUCUGUGCAGCAGUGCUCCCAGCGAUACGGUGAUAUGAAAAGCAGAGGCCAUUCCAACGAACCUCUUUAUGCAGCAGAAUUUAUAACUGCAGAUUGCACCAAGGAGGUUCUGACUGAAAAGUACAAGGAUCCUGAAAACACCUUUGAUGUCUGCAGCUGUCAGUUUGUGUACCACUACUCUUUUGAGACCCAGGAACAGGCGGACACCAUGCUACGGAAUGCGUGUGAACGUCUUCGCCCUGGAGGCUACUUCAUUGGCACCACACCCGAUGCUUAUGAACUUGUCAAACGCCUGGAAGCAUCAGAGACGAACGCCUUUGGAAACGACUUGUACAGUGUAACCUUUAAAAAGAAGGGAGAUUACCCUCUGUUUGGCUGCCAGUAUGACUUUAACCUGGAAGGGGUAGUCAAUGUACCAGAAUUCUUGGUUUACUUCCCACUGUUCGAAGAGAUGGCGAAAAAGUACAAGAUGAAGCUCGUCUUCAAAAAGACUUUUGCCGAAUUUUUCAAAGACAAAGUUCAAAAUUCGGAGCACAAAACACUGCUGAAAAAGAUGCAAUCUUUAGAGCAAUAUCCUGCUCCAGAGAAUGGCAGCCUCGUAACCGAUAAAACAGAUUAUGACCACGCAGAAGAUUAUCUGAAGAAUCCACAAGCAAAAGUGCCACUUGGAACAUUAAGCAAGGCUGAGUGGGAGGCUACAAGCAUAUACUUAGUGUUUGCAUUUGAGAAGCAGCCAUAAAAAAAGAGCAUAUUAAUUGGAAAUUACUUUGGCAUCGAAAGCUGUUCAUCAGCAGUUCACAAGAAGUCUCUCCUCUUAAGUACAUCAACGGACAACUUUCAGCUGCUUUAAAAUACAGUGUUUUAAGAUAUUGACAUUUACAUCAAGAAGGUGGCAUUUCAGUGAGUUCCAUGUGCUCAAAUGAAGAUAAAGGUUAAGGAAAUUGAUGGAUUCCUCAAUGUUCGUGUUGUCUGAUGAUGAAUUUUCUUUUUUUUAAAAAGAAUGCUUUGUAUAGAACUUGCUUAUGUUUUAGCUGCAAAGAAGCUAAUUUUCCAUUUUUUAUAUUUUAUUUAAAAAAAGGUCUUGAAUGGUAUUUUUACUUUGACCGUAUUUUUGUUGAAGGUUAUUUGAAUACGGUUAAGCUUAGAUAAAGGUUACAAAGCUGGAUUGGUUAUUCAAUAUUUUACAGUAAAACUUGCAUAAGUCUGAUCUGUAUAAAUCAUAUAAUUACCUAAGUUGUACAUCUGCCCGAGUCCUAUUCAAGAGUUUAUAUUCUAUGCAAGUUUGACACAACUCGUAGUUUGCGUAAGUCAUAUUAAAUGUAUGGUCCCAACUGAUACGACUUAUGUGAGGUUUACUGUACUAUCCUGUAAAUGUUUGAUCAAAGAGAGUGAUUUUUGUGGUCCUGUUGAUGCAGAUCUGGUGUUGAGCUUCUGAACAGGCAGUCGGAACACUUCAACGAUAUCGCAAUGUCCUGGCAUAUUUCCCACUACUGUUUCUCCUUGUAUUGCAACGUCGUGUAGCAUUCACCUGUAAAUAGUUAUUUGCGAAAAAGGGUGACAGCUGGGUCAGAUUAUUUUUGUUUAAUAUGCUGGCAUUGAAAUCAGUGCUAACAAUAAAGUGUUUUGAAAGCGAAA